Temnothorax curvispinosus is the source of this 795-nucleotide messenger RNA. RefSeq lists its product as uncharacterized. NCBI's taxonomy places the organism in Eukaryota, Metazoa, Arthropoda, Insecta, Hymenoptera, Formicidae. The coding region runs from base 2 to 346 and encodes 114 amino acids. The record is from RefSeq and is a predicted model, not a curated record. The transcript has 3 exons.
GAUGAAAAUAUUGAUGCACCACUUCACUGAACUCGAUAAAAAGUACGAGUUGCUGAAGACCCGAUUUUGGCUGACACAGCGCAAUUUUAAGGCAUUGACGGAUAAGUACAUGAGCGUGAAGGAUAAGAAGGAUAAGCUCAAGAAGAAACAAAUGUUCUAUCAGAUGCACAGAGAAACUCCACGAUCUGCAUACCGCGGGGUGGAAACGCCAUCCAGUAUCUCUGUGCCGACCUCGGAAUCAGGGUACUCUAUGGAAUCGUUGGGUUCUACAAAUAAAAUGUGCGCUUUUAUAUUCGAGUCGACCGAUGUUAUGAAUAUAUUAACGCCCAUGGGAACGAUCGAUUAGGAAAGCGUACAGAACUGCUGAUGGUUUUCGCAUAUUCUUCAAUCGUAAACCUCCGCGACCUAUGGAUUCCCAAAAUAUGUAAUCUUAAAUUGUAGUUUUCUAACAAAGAGAUACAUUUUUUCUUCGUUUAUUACUUUUUCAUAAUGUUAUCAUGUUUCAUUAUAUUAUCUCGAGUUCGCAGUGUUAUUUUAUUUAAUUUACGUACAAGCGAGAAUGCGAACUUUCGUUGUAAAAUUAAAGAAAUACGAUCUCAAAUAUGUGAAAGAAAAUGUGAAUUAUUUUUAUUAUAAAUUUAUGGAGAAGAAAUGUUAGUUACGUAUUUGAGAUAUAUGUUUAAUAUAGAUAUUAUUCCUUAUCAAAAACAUUAAGUUUUUUUCUUAUCAGUUUCGUAUUCGCAAAUCAAGUACGUGUGUAGUUGACGUGAACACAACAUAGAUAUUGAUAUAUUC